AUGAAACGAGUUUCAUUGUUCUUCAGAAGACUGCUUUAUCUAAGCCGGCGGAGGAAUACGAAAGCAGUGAAGCUUCUGUUAGUUUCUAUAAUCUUAGUAACAUUAACAUUACUUGGGAUUCAACAUGCAUCUAAUUAUAUGGAGGUUGAUAUAUUACCACAAUCUAUUAAUUAUUUGAACUUUUUACAGAACGGAUUUGGUGGUACGAAUCAAGCUCACUAUUUUGAUCAGGAUAAAUUGACAGAAAUGAUGAAAUAUACCAUGGAGCGAGUAAGGUCACAUUCAUCAACAGCCGUUGUGGAUAGAACAAAAAACAAGGGCUGUCAGUUGGGUGAUGUCGGUGCUAAUGCUGUCGAUAAGUUUUCCAAGGUGACGAAAGAACAAUUGCUGAAAUGCAUUGAUUUCCCGCAAGAGACUUUCGAGCAAUUGAAGGAUUCGCACACUACGUUUCUCGAUACACUAACCAAUGAUAUAUUGGAUGAGUAUCCGACGGAUCUCUAUGGAGGAAAAGGUAUUGUUAUAGUGGGUGGUGGGAAAUAUACUUUGUAUGCGAUGCCUGCCAUAAAAGCUGUUAGAACUAAUGGUGAUCCAACAAUACCCAUCGAAUUGAUGAUUCCACCCGAAAAUGAUGGUGAAGAUGCCUUUUGUGAAAAUGUUUUACCUGAAUUGGAUCCAUCUGGUUUGACUCGUUGCAUUUAUAUGAAUCAAGUAUUUGAUGAACAGACUUUGAAAGACGUAAAAGGUUAUCAAUUGAAGGCAUUAGCACUGUUGGCUUCAAGUUUCGAAAAAGUAUUGUUAUUGGAUGCGGAUAAUUAUGUGGUUAACUCUAUUAGGGAUAUCUUUGAACUGGAUGUGUUUAAAGAAUUUGGAUUAAUUCUAUGGCCAGAUUAUUGGAGACGUUUGCACCACCCACGGUUAUACGAUAUUGUUGGCAUUUCUGUAAAUGAGAAUAAGAGGGUAAGAUAUUCUAUGGACGAUGUGAGUCCAACAGAAUUAUAUGAGGAAAAAGAUCAAUCAAAGAUUCCAUUCCACGACUUCGAAGGUGCCAUCCCCGAUGGCGGUACCGAAUCUGGUCAAUUGUUGGUAGAUAAAUCCAAACAUCUAGGGACUAUUAUUUUAAGUCUUUACUAUAACUACAAUGGUCCUUCACAGUACUACCCACUCUUGGGACAAGGGUUCGCAGGUGAAGGUGAUAAAGAUACGUUUGCACUAGCAGCUACCGCUUUAACUCAAAGAGGAAUUGUUUCAGCUUAUCACCAAGUAAAAACGCCUGUUGGUACAAGUGGUUACUGGGCUAACUCUAAGGAUGAAACACCGUUUGAAAAAGGAUUGCCUGAUGCUCAAAGAUCUUACCGUGGCGUUGCAAUGUUACAGCAUGAUCUAUUGGGUGAUUUUGAAGCGUAUAUGAAUGCUAUACAUGAUCUUUCUGAUUCUUAUGAUGAAGAUUUUAAAAUUUACUAUCAUAGAAGACUUGGUCAAAGGCCGUUAGAAGAGGAUAAUUCGGAAAGCAGAGAAAAGGUCGCUAAUUGGGAAAAGAAGAUUCGCGAAGAUUUUUGGAAGUCUCAUAAAGUAGAUUACGACUUAAAGAGUUUCUUGCAACACUUUAAAGAUGUGCCUGUACUUUUCGUCCAUUCUCAUUUACCCAAAUACAAUCCAUGGCUGUUAUCACAAUUUGGUGAUUUGAAAUACGAUGGUAAAAGGGUUUUGGAAAAGCAUGCCGAUGAUCCAAAUUUCAAGCCAUCUCGUCAUGGGCAUUACAGAAUGUAUGGUGAUGAAUUUAAGGAAAAGAUAAAUUAUGAUUUAGAAUUAGCUAAUUUCAUCACAAUGCGCGAUCACAUAUGUGCAGUUGAGGAUGGGUACAAAAACUUCAGCUAUCUGUCCAAAGAGGUGAAUCAAGAGGAUAAGGGUUUUGAGAAGUACAGAGCCAUGUGUGAUUACAUUGCUGAAAGAGUUGACAUGCUUUCAGACACUACAUGGUUAGGGAGUGUUUAUUAA
Messenger RNA from Zygosaccharomyces rouxii, 1995 nucleotides. Its product is annotated as alpha-mannosyltransferase. Lineage: Eukaryota; Fungi; Ascomycota; Saccharomycetes; Saccharomycetales; Saccharomycetaceae. The record is from RefSeq and is a predicted model, not a curated record. Gene Ontology annotation, cellular component: Golgi apparatus. Gene Ontology annotation, biological process: mannan biosynthetic process. The transcript has a single exon. Bases 1 to 1995 code for a protein of 664 amino acids. Gene Ontology annotation, molecular function: alpha-1,2-mannosyltransferase activity.